Anopheles stephensi (Asian malaria mosquito) is the source of this 2005-nucleotide messenger RNA. Its product is annotated as putative polypeptide N-acetylgalactosaminyltransferase 9. The record is from RefSeq and is a predicted model, not a curated record. NCBI's taxonomy places the organism in Eukaryota, Metazoa, Arthropoda, Insecta, Diptera, Culicidae. The transcript has 3 exons. Gene Ontology annotation, cellular component: Golgi apparatus. The coding region runs from base 98 to 1894 and encodes 598 amino acids.
UCGCAACAAUUUUCGAAUUUUUUCACAGUUCAGUAUCCGACCAACCGUCAUCAGAGUACGACAACGGCUCUGACACUGUCCGACGCUAGCUACCACCAUGCGUAACAAUUGUCGGAAGAAUUUUGUGCUGGUAGUGAGCGUUUUCAUACUGCUAGCGUAUGUGUUCCUAACCUUAUUCUACGACGGUGGUCGCGGACGUUUCGACAAUGUGUUAAAGCGAAUUGCGCUUGUCCAACAGCGAAACAUGUCCAACAGAAUUUAUCCGAAAGAAGAAAUACUCUCAACAACUUCUCCAUCCACACCCAGUACAACGCUGUUCAAGUACGUCUAUACAACGCUUGGACUCGACGCUAGAUAUCCAGUGCCUCCGGGUGAUCUAGGAAAUUCGGUGGAGGUCGACCAUAACGACACCGACGUAUCGAAACUGGUAGCAGAUGGAUUGAUCGAUCAAGGACUCAACCAAUUCUCUUCGGAUCUGAUGUCCCUGCGAAGACGGUUGCCCGAAUAUCGAGACCCGUGGUGCCGUGAACCUGGACGAUACCGAUCCGAUUUACCACCAACGUCGAUCGUGAUCGUGUUCUACAACGAAGCGUGGUCAGUGUUGGUGCGUACGGUGCACUCCAUUCUCGAUCGAUCACCUGCUCGGCUAGUGCACGAGAUAGUACUCGUGGAUGAUUUCAGCAAUUUGCCUCAUCUGAAAACACAGCUAGAGGAAUACUUUGCUAGCUACCCGAAGAUCCGCAUCGUUCGAGCUCCAGAACGGCUAGGAUUAAUCCGGGCACGAAUGCUUGGUGGGAAGAGCACAAAGACGGAUGUUAUUACGUUCCUUGAUGCACACGUUGAGGUUACUGUAGGAUGGCUAGAAGCGCUAAUACAGCCAGUCGCCGAGAAUUGGACCACGAUCACUCUCCCGACAAUCGAUUGGAUCGACGAGAACACAAUGAAAUACCGCGACGAUAAGGCACCGACCUUCGUAGGUGCAUACGACUGGGACCUUAACUUUGGUUGGUGGAGUCGAUGGUCGUUAAAAAAGCAGUACGAAAACAAGAUGGUGCCGUUCGAUACACCCGCCAUGGCUGGCGGGCUGUUUACAAUCGCCAGGAAGUUCUUCGAUCGAAUCGGUUGGUAUGAUGAGGGAUUCGAUAUCUACGGCAUCGAAAACAUCGAGCUGUCAGUGAAGAGUUGGAUGUGUGGUGGAAAGUUGGUGACGGUUCCCUGCUCACGGGUAGGACACAUUCAGAAGACGAGUCAUCCGUACCUUGCCAAACAACCGAAGGACGUUGUGCGUGCGAACUCGAUCCGCCUGGCCGAAGUGUGGAUGGACGAGUACAAGCAUAUCAUUUUCGAUAUCUACGGCAUUCCAAAGUACGCUGAGGAGGAGUUUGGCUCGGUGGCAACACGCAAAGCCAUCAGACAGAGUGCUAACUGCCAGUCGUUCCGAUACUACCUGACGAACGUUUUCCCCGAAAUGCACAACCCGCUGGUUGCGGGUGCGUUUCGUGGGGAGGUUCACAAUGCGGCGUUGGGCAAUGGCAGUUGUUUGACGUAUCGGCACCGUGAUAAUUUCAUUGGCAUGGCACCUUGUGAUCACCUGGAGAAGGAUCAAUUUUGGACGCACAACUACUAUCAGGAGCUGAACAGUUACAGAAAUUGCAUCGAUGCCGUUUCGAAUGUAGUGGAAGUGUACAUGUGCCACAGGCUGCGAGGCAACCAGGCAUGGAAUUUCUUGGUGGAAAGCCGUCAGAUAGAGAGUGCAGAGCACAAGCUCUGUCUAGCAUUGAAUUUGAAGACAAACACGACCCUUGUUCUGGAGAAAUGUGAUACAACGAAGCUGAACCAACAGUGGGACGUUUCAUUCAUCGACUUGGACGUUUCAAUGCUGGAGGAACAUUAAUCAAGAAAAAAAAACUCAAGUUUACAGUAGCCGUGAGAUUAAUGUAUCGAACACAAUCGUGUUAAUAUACUUGGCGCUAAAAGGUCCCGACCUAAAUCAUUCCUUUUCAUC